Molecule: messenger RNA, 2424 nt
Organism: Naegleria lovaniensis
Lineage: Eukaryota; Heterolobosea; Eutetramitea; Acrasida; Naegleriidae
Exons: 2
Coding region: 1-2424 (807 amino acids)
Biological process (GO): cellular response to X-ray; telomere maintenance; cellular response to gamma radiation
Cellular component (GO): Ku70:Ku80 complex
Molecular function (GO): DNA helicase activity; telomeric repeat DNA binding; double-stranded DNA binding
Source: RefSeq, a predicted model, not a curated record
AUGUGGCAACAAGAAGAGGAUGACGGUGGUGGUGAAUUCAUAGCCUACUCUCGUGAUGAUCCUCUAUUGGGAAAUAUUGAUGAUGCAUGGACCUCUAACCACCAUGGUGAGGAGGACAAUGAUUCACCCGAGUACAAACAUUUAAAGGAUUCCAUCAUAUUUUUAAUUGAUACUCAAUCCUCCAUUGAACCCUCACAAGUAUCAAGUAGUACUAACACAACUCUUUCUGGUGAUUCUAAACUCGAUUCCAUUCCCUUCUUCAUGACACUCAAAGCAGUUGCUAAUACUUUGAGUGAUAAAAUUAUAUCCAAUCCAAGUGAUGUGUUGGGUGUUGUCUUUUACAAUACCAAAGAGAAACUCAAUCAAUUUGAUUUUAAUCAUAUUUAUGUAUAUCAUGAUCUUGAUACACCAGAUGCUAAAAGAAUUAAAGAUAUUGAGAAUUUAAUCAAACAAACCAAUCAUGGUUCUCAAUCAUCUGUAGUCACCAGUUGUUUAGAAUCUCCACCGUCAGUGAAUACGAUUCAUGAAGCACUUUGGACUUGUCAACAUUUAUUUUCUCUUUCUUCCUCUCAAUUAGGAUUUAAAAGAAUCUUUUUAUUCACCAAUGAUGACAAUCCAUGUAGAGAUGAUACUUCUGCUAGAAUUAAAUCGAUUGAAAGAAGUAGAGAUUUACUCAACAGUGAUAUUACGAUAGAUUUAUUUGUAUUGAAAUCUCCACCUCAGUCUUUUAAAAGUGAAUUAUUUUGGAGAGAAAUGAUUCAUAUUGAUGAUGAUGAAUAUACAGGUAAUAUUACGUAUGAUUGUGCAGUAGCAUUUAAAGAUUUGAGAGAUAAAUUGAGAAGAAGAGAAUUUAAAAAGAGAGGAAUUACAUCCAUUCCAUUCGUGAUUGGAGAAGGCAAUGACAAUGAUUCGUGUAUGGUCUAUCAUUGUACAUUGUAUUCGUGUGUGAGUAAGGCUAAAAAACCACCUGCUAUUUUAUUACAUUCAGAUACCAACAAACCAUUGAAAUGUGAAACUAAAUAUAUUUGUGAAGAUACAGGAACAGAAUUAAUGAAACAAGGUCAUGGUGGUGGUGGUAAUACAGCUACAGAAUUUGCUAAUACUACUGUUGGUACUGUUGGUACUACUAAUUUAAUGGAAGGAUCUAAUUUUCAAAAUGAUAUGGUCUAUUACUAUGACUAUGGUAAUCAGAAAGCUGAAUUUACAUUGGAUGAAUUAUCAAAAAUACGUCAACUCCAUACAGGUCGAAGUACUAUGAAUGUUACUAUGAAUGUUACUACUAGUCAUAGUAUAGGAGCUCCUAUGAUGAAUGCUACUUUGAAUACUACUACUACUACAACUACUACUACUACUCAACAAACAACCACUACUACUACCACUACUACUACCACUCAACACACAACUCCAUCCAUCAAAAACGAAUAUACUCAACCUGGAAUCAAAUUAUUAGGAUUUAAACCCAAGAGUCGUCUCAAAGUCUAUCACAAUUACAAAUCGAGUGGUUUCCUCUAUCCCAAUGAUCACAAAAUUCAAGGAAGUCUUUUAUCUCUAUCUGCUAUUCACAAAAAGAUGAUUGAAAUGGAUAAGAUUGCAAUUUGUAGAUUCAUUCAACGAGAAGGUAUCAUGCCACAAUAUGUUGCUCUUAUUGCUCAACAAGAAGUAUUGGAUGAACAAGAUCAUUCUCAAAUCGUACCACCUGGAUUUCAAAUUAUAUUUCUACCCUAUGCAGAUGGUAUUAGAAAACCACAACAAUUUGAAAAUCAAUCAAAACCAUCAGACAAACAUGUUCAAUUGGCAAAGAAAUUAGCUAAAAAGAUGCAAAUUGAUUUUAAUUCUUCUUUUUUCAAUAAUCCAUCUCUACAACAAUUUUAUCAAUCCUUACAAGCAUUGGCAUUGGAACAUUCAGAAGUGGAACAAAUUGAAGAUACAUUGAAACCUGAUAUUGAAGGAAUGAAAAAGUAUCAAUCAUUGAUGGAAGAAUUUAAAGAAAUUACAUUCCCUAAAGAUUAUCAACCGAUUGCAUCCAGUAAGAGUUCAUCUCGUAGUAGUAGUAGUGCUGCUGCACGUUCCAAAGCUUUAGAAGGGGUUGAGAAAGAAGAAGAAGCAACAUCGAGUCUCAAGGUCAAGACAGAAGAAGACAAUGAAAAGAAAUCUUCUAAAAAGAGAAAAAAACAAAAUGAUGAACAAGACAAUGAUGAAGAUAAGGUGAAACCCAAAGAAAAGAAGAAAAAGAAGGAAAUUAGUAGUGAUGAUGAUGAAGAAGAAAUUGAUAUGGUUCAACUGAUCAAGGAUGGUAAGGCUGACAAACUCACUCUCGAUAUUUUGAAAGAAUUUUGUAAACAAUACAAAUUGAAAGUGAGUGGAUCGAAAAAGGAUCUCAUUCAGAGAAUUACUGACUUUUUAAAACAAAAGAAGAAGAUUUAG